Molecule: messenger RNA, 1373 nt
Organism: Diachasmimorpha longicaudata
Lineage: Eukaryota; Metazoa; Arthropoda; Insecta; Hymenoptera; Braconidae
Exons: 3
Coding region: 468-1373 (301 amino acids)
Source: RefSeq, a predicted model, not a curated record
UGCGAAAAAUGCAAAAACUUUGGCUGUGGUUACUAAAGCAAUUGUGCAUAAUAGUGAUGUAUUAUUAUAUAAAAUGUCGAAGUCAAAUGGUUUUUUCGACUGCAUAGAACACACAAGAUUAUGCAAAGCAGGAGUGGGGGAAAAACUCUAUUGGUACUACUUUUUUAGGGCGUGUGAGGAAGAAUAUUAUCUCCCUGCGGGGGAGGAGACAUUGGUCUACAAGAAAGGAAAUGGGCCAAUCAUUGACCUUUCCUUUCAAUAGUCAACAAAUGCAAAACAAGUGGAGGGGGGGGGGGCGAAAAAAAGGAAAACUCGAGCAUCCGCCCCCAUCAGGUAUGCAAAGGACCCCCCACCAAGGGCAAACCUUCAAAAAAGUGUGGAAAACUUAGCCCCUCCUCCUCUAAACUAGGGAUGCAUCAAGGACCCCAGUGAGAUCAUUUUACUGCAUUUACGUUUUUUACGUCAAAAUGACAUCAAGUCAAAUGAACUCAUCUCCAAAAUCCAGUUAUCAAUCAGGUUAUCAGCCUGGAACUUUUAAACCUAAAAAAUCUAAAUAUGGUGGAAACAAGGCCAAUCAAAACGGAAUUAAGAUAAUUAGUGAUCGUGUAGUGCAAUAUAACAGUGAUGAGAAAAGAUCAAUUGAAAAAAUAGUGAAAAAUGUGAAACUCCAACGACGUGAAAUUUCCAAGACAGCCCCUGUCAUAAAUAUUGACUUUGACCUCCAAACGGUUGAAAAGAUGAAGAAAAAAAACUCAACCAGACGAUUGGGCCAUAAAUCAGCCGGUAGCACUCAAAGUGGCUCUAAAAUCCUGAAAGUCAAUAAUAAAAAAACAAGUGAAAUCAUGCAAGCUCGCGAAAAACGUUUAAAACUCGCGGAAAAAAAGAAGGCCGACUUUAUCGCUCGCGAAAAACGUCGCGAACUAGCUAAGGAAAAACAAAGACAAUUUAGAGCUCGCGAAUCAGAAAAAAAUCGAUCCAAGGACAACACAUCGAAGGAUAUCAUCCCUGAGCCCAUGAUGGAAUUGGAUUCAUCGAUCGAGAUCAUUCCCAGCACUCCAUCAGUCAUCAAUUUAAUCCUGGAACGCGAGGGUGAAGAUGCUCAGCUUGGACCAUUGAAUUUCGCGACCUCAACCCCGAAAAAACCGCGAAAAUCUAUCGAGGAAAUCGAGGCCGUUCUAGUCGCGUUGGGCGCGAAUCUAGAACAAAGGAAUCGCGAGGACGAUUACGAAGGGCGAUGGGCUCCAACGCAGCGCCAAAAAGAGCUUGAUCAAAUUGCGAUGCAAUUGGAUCAAAGCGGGGAUGAUGAUGAUGAAGGAUUGGCCAUCCAGAGUCUUGAUUUCACCCCGUUAUCACCCAGUAAUCGUUCAGGUUAA